Molecule: messenger RNA, 3810 nt
Organism: Fukomys damarensis (Damara mole-rat)
Lineage: Eukaryota; Metazoa; Chordata; Mammalia; Rodentia; Bathyergidae
Gene: Adgra2
Product: adhesion G protein-coupled receptor A2
Exons: 21
Coding region: 121-3810 (1229 amino acids)
Biological process (GO): G protein-coupled receptor signaling pathway; sprouting angiogenesis; central nervous system development
Cellular component (GO): Wnt signalosome; plasma membrane
Molecular function (GO): G protein-coupled receptor activity; protein binding
Source: RefSeq, a predicted model, not a curated record
GCGUUUUUUUUGUGUACGUGUGUUUGCAGUGCUGGUGAGGGAACCCGGGCCUUGUGCAUGGUAGGCAAGUGCUUAGCCAUGAAGCUCGACCCCUAGCGUUACAUUUACAUGUAGGGUGCCAUGUUUUUAUAUUUGUUUUUGUUUUUAGGUUUCGGGUGUCUUUGUGAGCCCUGGAAAUUCUCGAAGGCCCCAGGUCCAGGGCCUACGGGACAGGCUGGGAGCCCUGGUUCCCACAGUGGCUCAGGGAGGGUUAUGAGCCUCAGGUCUUUUGGCUAUCAGCAAGCAGGCCACCUCCCCGCCCCCCAUUCAGCUCCCGAGGUCGCUGGGAGCCACCAGCAGCCUGCUGUGAGGCAGGCCUUCCCAGACUCCAGGCACCAGGAGGCUGGACGUGUGAGAGCCGAGAGCCCCACAGAGGGCGCCCAUGUCACCCCCACAGAGUCACCUUUGAUGGCAGGGUGGUGUCUGGUGAGUUCCUGUGGCUGCCCAGAGGCCACGGCACCUCUCUGUGGUCACCAGCCGCUCCUCCAGAGGCCUCCAGGCUCAUUAGUGGUCACUGCCUGCCUCUCUUCCCUAGAACGGGACCUCAGACUCCUGAGCAACAACAAGAUCACCGUGCUCCGGAAUGGAUCCUUCCUGGGUCUGUCCCUGCUGGAGAAGUUGGACCUGAGGAACAAUGUCAUCAGCGUGGUGCAACCUGGAGCCUUCCUGGGCCUGGGGGAGCUGAAGCGCUUAGAUCUCUCCAACAACCGGAUCGGCUGUUUCACCUCCGACACCUUCCAAGGCCUCCCCAGGCUUCUCCGACUGAACAUAUCUGGAAACAUCUUCUCCAGUCUGCAUCCCGGGGUCUUCGAUGAGCUGCCAGCCCUUAAGGUGGUGGACUUUGGCACUGAGUUCCUGACCUGCGACUGCCACCUGGGCUGGCUGCUGCCCUGGGCCCGGAAUCACUCCCUGCAGCUGUCCGAGCGCACACUGUGUGCCUAUCCCAGUGCCCUGCAUGCCCAGGCCCUGGGUGGCCUGCAGGAGACACAGCUCCGCUGCGAGGGGGCCCUGGAGCUGCACACCCACCACCUCAUCCCCUCGCUGCGCCAAGUGGUGUUCCAGGGCGACCGGCUGCCCUUCCAGUGCUCCGCCAGCUACCUAGGCAACGACACCCACAUCCACUGGUACCACAACCGGGCCCCUGUGGAGGGAGACGAGCAGGCAGGCAUCCUCCUGGCCAAGAGCCUUGUGCACGACUGUACCUUCAUCACCAGUGAGCUGACCCUGUCCCACAUCGGUGUGUGGGCCUCAGGCGAAUGGGCGUGCACAGUGUCCACCGUCCAGGGCAGCGCCAGCAAGAAGGUGGAGAUCGUGGUGCUGGAGACCUCUGCCUCCUACUGCCCUGCCGAGCGCGUCGCCAACAAUCGUGGGGACUUCAGGUGGCCUCGAACUCUGGCUGGCAUCACAGCCUACCAGCCCUGCCUGCAGUAUCCCUUUACCUCGGUGCCCCUGAGUGGAGGUGCCCCGGGCACCCGAGCCUCCCGCCGCUGCGACCGAGCUGGCCGCUGGGAGCCAGGGGACUACUCCCACUGUCUGUACACCAACGACAUCACCAGGGUGCUGUAUACCUUCGUGCUGAUGCCCAUCAAUGCCUCCAAUGCGUUGACCCUGGCUCACCAGCUGCGAGUGUACACGGCUGAAGCUGCCAGCUUCUCAGACAUGAUGGACGUAGUCUACGUGGCUCAGAUGAUCCAGAAAUUUUUGGGUUAUGUUGACCAGAUCAAAGAGCUGGCAGAAGUGAUGGUGGACAUGGCCAGCAACCUGAUGCUGGUGGAUGAGCAUCUGCUGUGGCUGGCCCAGCGCGAGGACAAGGCCUGCAGUGGCAUCUUGGGCGCCCUGGAGCGCAUCGGGGGAGCAGUCCUCAGCCCCCACGCCCAGCACAUCUCUGUGAACUCAAGGAACGUGGCGCUGGAGGCCUACCUCAUCAAGCCACAUGGCUACGUGGGUCUGACCUGCACAGCCUUCCAGAGGCAGGAGCUGGGGGCGGCCGGGCCGCGGCUGGGCAGUGCUGGCCACAGCGCCCUACCCGAGCCUGAGGCCCCUGCUGACCAGCACCUCCGCUUCCGUUGCACCACUGGGAGGCCCAACAUCUCUCUGUCGUCCUUCCACAUCAAGAACAGCGUGGCCCUGGCCUCCAUCCAGCUGCCCCCCAGCCUCUUCUCCUUCCUUCCGGCUUCCCUGGCUCCCCCGGCACCCCCAGACUGCACCCUGCAACUGCUGGUCUUCCGAAACGGCCGCCUCUUCCGCAGCCAUGGCAACACCACCCGCCCCGGCGCUGCCGGGACUGGCAAGAGGCGUGGUGUGGCCACCCCUGUCAUCUUCGCAGGCACCAGCGGCUGUGGUGUGGGGAACCUCACGGAGCCAGUGGCUGUGUCGCUGAGGCACUGGGCUGAGGGGGCCGACCCCAUGGCAGCCUGGUGGAGCCGUGAGGGGCCCGGGGGCUGGAGCUCAGAAGGCUGCCAGCUGCGCUCCAGCCAGCCCAACGCCAGCUCCCUGGAUUGCCAGCACCUGGGCAGUGUGGCUGUGCUCAUGGAGCUGAGUGCUUUCCCCAAGGAGGCAGGGGGCGCUGGGGCUGGGCUGCACCCUGUCGUGUACCCCUGCACAGCUCUGCUGCUGCUGUGCCUCUUCUCCACCAUCAUCACUUACAUCCUCAACCACAGCUCCAUCCAUGUGUCCCAGAAGGGGUGGCACAUGCUGCUGAACCUCUGUUUCCACAUGGCCAUGACCUCCGCCGUCUUUGCAGGAGGCAUUAUGCUCACCAAUUACCAGAUGGUCUGCCAGGCGGUGGGCAUCACUCUGCACUACUCUUCACUGUCCACACUGCUCUGGAUGGGGGUAAAGGCGCGAGUCCUGCACAAGGAGCUCACCUGGAGGGUGCCCCCUCCACAGGAAGGUGACCCUCCCCCACCUGCUCCCCGGCCCAUGCUCCGGUUCUACCUGAUUGCUGGAGGGAUCCCACUCAUAAUCUGUGGCAUCACAGCUGCGGUCAAUAUCCACAACUACCAGGACCACAGUCCCUACUGCUGGCUGGUGUGGCGUCCCAGCCUCGGCGCCUUUUACAUCCCAGUGGCUUUGAUUCUGCUGAUCACCUGGAUCUACUUCCUGUGUGCAGGACUGCACUUACGGGGUCCUCUGGCAAAGAGGUCGAAGGGCAGCGGCAGCAGGAUCUCCCUGGAGCCAGGAGAGGAACUGAGAGCUUCCACCAGGCUCAGGAGCAGCGGUGCCCUCCUGAGUGACUCAGGUUCCCUGCUGGCAACCGGGAGCACAGGGGGGGCGACCCCAGGGGUCCCGGAGAAUGGUGACGGCCUCUAUUCCCCAGGAGUCCAGCUGGGGGCGCUGGUGACCACGCACUUCCUGUUCCUGGCCAUGUGGGCCUGCGGAGCCCUGGCCGUGUCCCAGCGUUGGCUGCCCCGGGUGGUGUGCAGCUGUCUCUACGGGGUGGCAGCCUCGGCCCUGGGACUCUUCGUCUUCACGCAUCACUGUGCCAGGCGCAGGGACGUCAGGGCUUCCUGGCGCGCGUGCUGUCCCCCGGCUUCGUCCUCGGCCCCCCACGCCUCGAUACGAGCAGUGCCCGCCACCAUCGAGGACGGUCCCCUCGUGGUGGCCGAGAGACCCGCGUCCCUCCAGUCCUCUCCGGGCGCUGACUGCCCGGUGCUUGGUGACUUGAGCGAAGUGGAGGGCGCCCCCACCUGGACCCGGGCGGGAAUGCACGAACAGUGCUCCGAGUUCGGCUCCACCUGUCGCUGCAGGUGGUGUUUGGAGAAGCACUGA